AUGGAUAAAAGUCAAACACUCACCAUUUUGGCUGUUGUAAAUCCCGAAAUCCGUGAGUUAAGGAUAGCAAAACAAACUACAUCUGUCACAGAAUGUAAAAGAAAGAAGCAUAAGCACAAACGUUUAUUACUUCUGACUAGUGGCAAUGGUACCGAACAUCAUGAACAUAGUAACAGAAAUCUUAAUAAAUUAAUUGAAUGUCAUAAAUCUUUGCUAUUGGCUACACUGUCGUCAUCACAAUUAGUAAUUACAAAUAAACAGGAUAGUGUUAUCUUAUAA
Macrosiphum euphorbiae (potato aphid) is the source of this 279-nucleotide messenger RNA. The record is from the annotation of a GenBank genome assembly. Lineage: Eukaryota; Metazoa; Arthropoda; Insecta; Hemiptera; Aphididae.